CGUUCUAUGUCCUUUUUUUUCCAUUUCAUUUCCUCUCUCUCAUACACACCAUUUAUUUUGUCUUUUUCUACCAAAAUCCAAAACGAAAACUUGUUGGGUAAGUUUCACACUCACACUCACACCACAACUACCACGCCUCUAGCCCACUACCAUUCUUUCCCACACACCACAUUGCUAUUUCCGGUUUCUUAUUCUAAACAGUAGAAAUUAAACAAAAACAACAAAAAAUAAAAUCCUCAUCAUUGUGCUACUCUUUAGUUUUCGCUCACGACAUUGCAACUCUCUCUCUCUCUCUGUUCCUUUGUAUCAGCAACAAUGCAGCAAAGCGACGCAGUUCACAAGGUUGAACCUUGUGAUAUAUGUGGUGAUGUUGGUUUUGCUGAAGUGAAUGUUACUUGCUCUAAAUGCAAGCUAACUCAUGAACAUAUUUACUGCAUGCGAAUUAAUCUCAUGGAAGUUCCAGAUGACUGGCUUUGUGAAGCAUGCCAAUCCAAAAAUGCCACAACUUCACCAUGUAAAGUGAACCAGGAUUUUGGCUUGCAGACUUCCAAAAGGCAACAAUCUUUUAAAACAGGCCGAGUUGGGAAAGUGAAGUACCUUCAUGAGGAUGAAGUUAUUAAACUUUCUAGUUUUAAUUUUUCCACAAAACCUUCUCAAGCAUGCUCUUCUUUGCCGAUGAUCAGGAAGGCUAUUCCUGGAAGCUCUACUUUGCCAUUGAGCAGAAGGGCAUCCAAAAGUGUUAUUCCAAAGAUUCCCACUAUGACUCUGAAACCAAAUCCUUGCAUAGCAUCUAUGGAACAUAGGAAGUUUCCAAGAAGUGGAGUUCAUAAAGAUCCAAUUACUGAUCAACAUGCUUCAUCAUCAAAAGGACCAAGAAAGGAGCAUAGACUUGUAUCUGAGGGACGAGUAGGUGCACCAAUACCUAAUAGAAGAGUUCAAACUCUUAAUCUUCUGACAGAAAAGCCUACCAAAGGGGCACUUUGUAAAGACUUAUUAGAAAGAAAAUCUUUACCUGUCGCUGUUUCAGGUGCUGUUGCUGAAUGUAACAAAAUUAAUCUGGAAAAAAGCAACAUUCAGAGUAUUCAUGAAAACUUCCAUCACGAUUAUAAAUAUUUACCCUCUUCAGUUUCUGCUUGGAGUGGUCAAUUCCAAAUUCUUCAAGCAGCUUUAUCUGGUGAAUUUUAUGACGGGUUUGAGGCCCAACCUCCAUGCAUUAUUCAUAGGAAAGCAUAUGAGCUUUCAAACAAAAUGCCCUCAGUCCUGCAACUGGAAUCACUGCCUGCUUUGAAUGGCUUGGCUGAUGCAUUCCAGGACUGUUCUCCCAGUCUUCAAGAUAUAGCAUUAUAUUUCUUUCCAUCAGAUAACAGUGAGAGAUCCAGAAAGAACUUAAAUAGCCUAUUUAAGUUUAUGAAUGCUGAAAACUCAAUGUUGAGAAGUUUUAUUGAUGGAGUUGAGUUGUUGGUCUUUACCUCGCAUCAGCUUAAUGAGGACUCAAGGGGUAUUAUUGCUGCAGUGAAUGAAGGAUAUUUCCUGUGGGGAGUUUUUCGCUCAAAAAAAGCUUCUAUUGCUAAUGAAAGAUUCACUGACAUGGAGCCUGUUGAUAUGGAUAUCGAUAUGAUGGGAGGAAAUGACGUGGUGGGAAGAAUUGAUCAUGUUCUGAAUGACAAUUCCAGUAAUCUCUCUCAGUUACCUUUGGAAGGAACACCUCUUCCGAGCACCACUUUUAAGAGGGUAGAAGAAAGGACCUUAAUCCCUUCAAGCAAUUUGAAUUUAUAUCGUGGGGACAAAUCAAUUUUGUCUGAAAAUCUUGAUAAGAAAAUAAAGUCUGAGCAUUCUUCUGACCCAUCCUCAUGGAGCCCUAUCAAGAAAUAUCAUAAAAUGUUAGACAUACUCGAUGCUCCACCAGGCUUUGAAGCUCAUGGACUUGGUGGGGUGAAACCCUCGAAUAUUAAGAGAUGGGAGAUAACUUGAACUAGAAUAAAAUUAGGUAUCGGUAUAUAAACUAUGGACAGAUUAUAUAUUUAGCUUGUUUGUGACUCAACUCAUUUCCCCAUACUAUGACGGGGAAUUUGCACAUGGCCUUAGAAUAGUAGGUUUUUGUUAGAAGCAGGAAUCGGACAAGGUAUCCUAAGAUUUACAACACGCAGAAACACCACAUACUAACCACUUGCACUAGCCUUCGGUGGUUAUUCAAACAGUAUAUGUGCAUAUGCUUAUUUUCUUCAUUUUUGGUAAUCAGUGUUUGAUAUUUCUUUCUAUUCUUGUUUCUUUCGCACAUGUUAUGUAAGGCGAACUUAACCCAAACACUAGAAUUAUGUUACCAAUUUGAGAGCAUCUCCAACGCGAUGCCUUUAAUAGGUAGCAGAAACUAAGCAACUUAUAUAUUCUUACUUGAACUUAA
Molecule: messenger RNA, 2401 nt
Organism: Cicer arietinum (chickpea)
Lineage: Eukaryota; Viridiplantae; Streptophyta; Magnoliopsida; Fabales; Fabaceae
Product: PHD finger-containing protein 6-like
Biological process (GO): negative regulation of transcription elongation by RNA polymerase II
Molecular function (GO): histone reader activity
Source: RefSeq, a predicted model, not a curated record